Hyaloperonospora brassicae is the source of this 1782-nucleotide messenger RNA. Lineage: Eukaryota; Oomycota; Peronosporomycetes; Peronosporales; Peronosporaceae. The record is from the annotation of a GenBank genome assembly.
AUGGCAACACGAACGCGUCGUCCGCGAGGCCUCUCGGCCAACCACGUCAACGAGGAGGAGCGCCUGCAGACCAUCUUGAACGACAAGUCGGCGCUGUCGUGCAUUCGCCUGCUGGGCAAAGAGAACUGGGUCAAGGUGGACGAGCGGCCCAACUGCUUCUACUGCGCGCGCAAGUUCCGCCCCUUCUCGAUCAAACGCCAUUGCCGGUCUUGUGGCGAGAUCGUCUGCUCCAACUGCUACCGGCGGCGAAGAGUGAGUGUCACGCCGACCUUGGAAGUUACGGUGCGGCUCUGCUUUGACUGCAUUGACAAAGCCAUGUUGCUGGCUGAGAGCGAGCACCUCCGCAGUAGUGUUGCUGCCCGGGGCAAGCCACGAUACAUGACCGAAGACGACUGCAGGGAAGUAGACACCCAAACGAGCCUGUCGGACGGGAAAAAGACCUGCCGCGACAGCACGCAGACCGCCUGCACGACAAGCACGUCCCUCUGCAGUCGCUUUUCCGACCUCUCUGGCUCGGACAGCUGGAGCGACGUCAAUAGCGACACCAGUGACAGCUGCAGCUUCAACGGAAGUGGUGGGUCACUUACCGGUAGUCAGCGCAGUAGCCGUCGAGGACAGCCAGUGAUUUCAGCAACCACUCUGAUCGAGUUCCUUCCAGAAGACAAGCAGUUUGAGAUCUACGACGCCCAUAGACACGAGAUCCUGACACGAUUGAAUGUGCUCGACUCGGAGCCCGAGAAGGAAUACGACGCCCUGUGUGAGCUUGUCCGUCACGUAUUCGAGUGCGAUGUCGCGGCCGUGGCUUUCAUGGACCGGACGCAGCAAUGGUACAAGACUCGAUAUGGUAUCACCCAGACGGCGCUGCCGCGUGAGAUUGCGUUCUGCUCGCAAUUGCUGCAGACGUCGCUGCCGACCAUUGUCAUGGACGCGAGCGAAGACCCUCGAUUCAGCGAGAAUCCGCUCGUCACGGGCUCGGCCAACAUUCGAUUCUACGCCACUGCGCCGAUUUGCGACCCCAGCACUGGCAUCGUGAUCGGAUCGGUCUUUGUCAUGGACCCAAAGCCGAAGCACAAGCUACCGUCUCGCGCAAUGGAGGUACUGUCGUACGUGUCUUCCGCUGCGGAAAAGCUAGUGCAAGACAAAGCCGCUGCCCCUGUGCUUCCUCCCGUGAAGUACAGGCGUCAGUUGUCAGCUGGUCGCCGCACGCACCACGAGUCGCUACCAGCCUUCCGAGAUAGUCGAGCAGCUUCGCUUCAGAGCGUACCGGAGGAAAUUGAAGCCGGUGACUUCUGCACUACGCAGCCACGGUCAAACGCCUCGAGCAUGUCAUCGAACAGCAGCACAUCGAGCAGCCAGUGUAGCAGCUUGCGCUCGUCGGAGCCGAAGUCUCUCGUGUCUGCUCUGCAUUCGCAACAACCACAUUGCCAGCUUCUGAACUCGAACACGAGAUGGGCGUCUUCGGCCUCGACAGACUCGUGCAACACGUCAAGCUCGAAACUCAGUAUCACGGACCUGGUGUCGUCACGACCAAAGAGCUUUACACCGACGCCGCGAAAGAUCCUCGACUCGUCAUGCAUUGAGCUCUUCCAUCGCAUCGCUACUACCCAGCGGCUCCUGGCAAAGCAGCACGACACUUUAUUGGCACUCUUGGCCCAACCUUCCCCACACUCUAGCUCUACCGGGCAGACCGUAGACGAGAGCGAAGGCAUCUCGUCUGUGCAGCAACCACGUAGCCUGUCACGGUAUAUCGACUCAGUGGACCGACGACCAGUUGAUAUGUAG